Messenger RNA from Xiphias gladius (swordfish), 2397 nucleotides. RefSeq names its product L-threonine 3-dehydrogenase, mitochondrial-like. Gene Ontology annotation, molecular function: L-threonine 3-dehydrogenase activity. Lineage: Eukaryota; Metazoa; Chordata; Actinopteri; Istiophoriformes; Xiphiidae. The coding region runs from base 274 to 1398 and encodes 374 amino acids. The transcript has 10 exons. Gene Ontology annotation, biological process: L-threonine catabolic process. The record is from RefSeq and is a predicted model, not a curated record.
GUUAAAAGGUAAAGGCACACUCUCUUGUGCAAUCGGUCGUCGCGUUUGUAGACGUGGAUUUUACUUUGAAAGUCCCAACGGGAAGUUUGUCUUUUAUCUGGGCAGGCUCGGGCGACCAAGCCUCUGGAGCUGUAAGCCAAUCGCAGGGCAACGAGCGUCUGCCCCCGACACGCGUCUACUUUCAUGUCUCAUCACAAACAUUGGCUGCGUGAAGGAGUCUGAAGGCGUCUUUUCGUUCUGCCCGUUCGCUUCGAAUUGUUUUUAGGAGGCUUUAUGAUGCUGGUGGUGCACUUGCUGAGAGGUGCAGUGAAGCAUUCUGGGAGCAGGCCCCCGUGCAGUGCCGAGCGACUGGUCUCACCAGUACGUGGCAUCAGCUCAUCUUCACGACACUUAUCUGCUUCUGGGAGAACUCAGCGUUCAUCCUGCACUGACACUGACCACCCCAGAAUCCUCAUCACUGGAGGACUUGGACAGCUGGGGGUGGGGCUUGCCAAGCUGCUGAGGAGACGAUUUGGAAAAAACAACGUGAUUCUGUCUGACAUCCGGAAACCUCCCAACCAUGUCUACCAUAAUGGUCCAUUCAUCUUCUCAGACAUCCUGGACUAUAAGAACCUCAGGGAGAUUGUGGUCAACAACAACAUCAGCUGGCUGGUUCACUACUCAGCUGUGCUGUCUGCUGUGGGAGAGAACAACGUCGCUCUAGCCAAAGAGGUCAACAUCACAGGUCUCCAUAACAUAUUAGACAUUGCAACCGAACAUGGUCUGCGUGUGUUUAUCCCCAGCACUAUUGGUGCCUUCGGUCCUUCCUCACCCAGGGACCCCACCCCUGAGCUGUGUGUGCAGAGACCGCGCACCAUCUACGGUGUCUCCAAGGUCCACGCAGAGCUGAUGGGUGAGUACUACCACCACAGGUAUGGGCUUGAUUUCCGCUGUCUCAGGUAUCCAGGCAUCAUCUCAGCUGAAUCCCAGCCGGGAGGAGGAACCACAGACUAUGCCGUGCAGAUCUUCCAUGCAGCAGUGAAGACUGGUCAUUUCGAGUGCUACUUGCGCAGUGACACACGGCUUCCAAUGAUGUACAUAGAUGACUGUCUCAGGGCUACUCUAGAGUUUCUGGAGGCUCCAGCAGACACACUAGUCAACCGCACCUACAACAUCAACGCCAUGAGCUUCACACCACACGCCCUCACCCAGGAGAUAAAGAAAGUCCUGCCUGACCUCAAAGUCGCCUACAAUGUGGAUCCUGUUCGACAAGCUAUAGCGGACGGCUGGCCAAUGGCAUUAGAGGACAGCGCAGCAAGGCAGGACUGGGGCUGGAAGCACGAGUACAACCUCCCAGAGCUGGUGCAGACCAUGCUCACUCACAUCACUAUGGGCAACCAGCUGGCGCAAGCCUACUGAGUCUUUUUGUAGCAUUUUUGCAGAUACUCCAUACAAAGCUUUAUUCAAAAGGAGGUGACAUUUAGAAUUUAAGAGCUUUUUUUAAAUUUCUGUCAUAGGAAAAUCGCAAAGUCUUACCUAAAAUCUUAAGAUCCUAAAUUAAUAACAUAAAAAUCAGGCAGGGGGAUAAGGAAUGAGAUCAUUCAAAUAAAUACCAACAAUUUGACAAUCAAACUGAAAUAUAAAUGUCAAUAUCAGAGGCAAAAAAACAUUCAAAAGCACUACUUAUCAUACUUUUGAUUAGAUUUUUGAUCAUCUCCAUUUCUCACCAUCUGCCUGUAAGUCCUCUUCAUCUGUUCAUCUCAUCUCUCGUUUUCCUCUCUCUCUCUCUCUCUCUUGUCCACCCAUCUAGCUUUUGUGUGAAACUAACAAUGUGCUGCAAGAGCCUGCUGGACACUGUCACUAAGCUACCGAACUUGUAAGAAAGUUGAGCUCUCUCUCUGAAUGUCCUGUAUGUUUGUAUUUAUAGGUUAGUAUGGAGAUGACUUUGCCAGCCUACUGUAUGUACCUCUGUAGCAGCUAAAUGAAAAACCUGAAAAACCAGUUGGCUCUUAGUAAGAGUUGCACUCCAACUGGUCACCAAUAUGUACUGUAACUAUAGCCAUUGAAAGGCUUUACCUCGGGUACUGUUACUAUAGAAACUGAUAACCCUAGCUUACCCUAACUUGACCUUUGCACUAGGUGCUUUUUAUGUUUUUGUCAUUUCAUUAAAAUUAUUUUUAUUGUUGCUUUCUGUUUAGAGGCUGCGAUCUUGGUGCUAAUAAUUUAUGAAUGUUUAAACUAUGAAUGCAUUAGCAGACAUUCUUCAUGUUACUGAGGAAAAUAGAGCUGUCCAUCUUAUGGGCUGUACCCUCAUAACUUAGCUCUGUGAAAGAAAUGUGUAGAAUGAAGGGAGUGGAUAUUGUUUUUUUAAUGUUGAUGUUAUUUAUAAUGCUAUUCUUUACCGCUUAUUCCAUUAAA